This is a messenger RNA of Populus euphratica (Euphrates poplar), 1046 nucleotides long. RefSeq lists its product as uncharacterized. The transcript has 3 exons. Bases 94 to 678 code for a protein of 194 amino acids. Lineage: Eukaryota; Viridiplantae; Streptophyta; Magnoliopsida; Malpighiales; Salicaceae. The record is from RefSeq and is a predicted model, not a curated record.
UCCUCACAACAAGCUCCUAGCUCCUAGGACAAGUACAGUUUUUUGAAGCUUUACAAAUCUUGGGCACCAAGUAUCUGUUAAUUCUGCUUAAUCAUGACUUCUAGCUUCCAUAUCCUGUCAGUCCUGGCUCUCGCCCUUACCAUCUGUGUGCAAGGUACUCUAGGAGAAAUAACAUGUGAACAUCUUGACCAAGACACAUGUGCCUACGCAAUCUCAUCGUCCGGCAAGCGUUGCGUGCUCGAAAAAAGUGUAAAAAGGACCGGAGAAGAAGCAUACACUUGCCGCGCAUCUGAAAUUGAGGCUGAUAGAUUAAGGAACUGGAUUGAAACAGACCAAUGCAUCAAAGCAUGUGGACUUGACAGAAAAUCACUUGGAAUCUCAUCGGAUUCUCUCCUUGAGUCUCGCUUCGCACAACAACUGUGCUCUCCUCAGUGCUACGAUAGCUGCCCUAACGUUGUCGAUCUUUACUUCAACCUUGCCGCUGCUGAAGGUGUGUUCCUCCCCGGCUUAUGUGAGGCACAAGAGGGAAAUGUCAGGAGAGGAUUGAUGGCUGAUAUCAAAAGUUCUGGUUUUGUUGCACCAGGACCAGUGAAGGCAGUGAAAUACACAGAUGCCCCAGCACCAGUUGAACCAGUUACAUACACUGUUAGUGUUUCCCCAGCAAUGUCACCUUAUUAAUUAACCCUCAUGCAAGGGAAAGCAAAGGAAACGAAAGUCUACAUGCAGAUAUUAGCAAGUGACAAUAAGGGAGUAGUGGCACCAACCAAGAUUUCAACAGCCGGCCGGCCUUGAGUAGUCCACCAUUAAUUAGCAUGAUGUGUGCAUACUAGCAUGUGCUGUGUUGGUCAUUUGAAUCAAUAAGGUGUUACCCAAGUGUCUUAAUUAAAGGUAGAUGUGGUGAGAAAUGUUUGUAUUACUUGCUUUAUGUUCUUGGUUCAUCCUCGUAGCUAGUGUCGUGUUUUUGCCUUUGAGCAAUCCAUUCAGUUGUAAGUCAUUGGCAUCCUUUUCUUUUCGAUUGUAUUAUAAAUACAGCCCCACUUUGUUUA